AUGGGCCGAAGAAAAAUUGAAAUCCGCCCGAUCAAAGACGACAGGAACCGCUCUGUCACCUUCUUGAAGCGAAAAGGCGGCUUGUUCAAGAAGGCUUACGAGUUGAGUGUACUCUGCUCCGUCGAUGUCGCCGUCAUUAUCUUUGGCAACAACAAGAAGCUUUACGAGUUCUCGUCCGGCGAUAUUCAUGAGACUGUCGCACGUUUCCAAUACUAUGGCGGCGCACACGAACACAAAGGCCCCGCUGAUUUCGCAGGCAAAGGGGGCGGUGAUGACGAUGAGGAGGGAGAUGAUGAGCCUGUCGAACAAAACGAAUCGCACUCGCCGCCAGAGCAAGCCUUGAUUCAACAUCCUCUCCAGCACCAACCCGGCCUCCAGCACAUGAGAAAUACGACGCCUUCUGCAUCACCGCCUAUACCAAAUGGCGCUUUCCCUCAGCGCAUGGCCACCCCUCAGCCCCCAACUGGCCAGGUUCAUCCAGGCGCCCAGCAACAUAUUCCUACACCACAGCAGCAUUAUCAACAGAAUCAGUCACACAGCGCACAACCUUCUCCACAACCCGACCAGAACGCUUUCCAGAGCCCCCCACUGCCCCAGCCAAGACCCUUGCCAGCUCACGCAAGAUCGCAUAGCAUAUUUACGCCAGUUGAUGAUAGCCGUUCACUUCUCGCUCAGCAUUGGGGUGGGAGCAGUUCCAACUACCGAGAACCAGUAAUCAAGACCGAGGCUCCCCGAUCGCAUUCGGUCGAUGUGUCUUCUGCACCCCGUCAGAAAACUGAUGAUGCAGCCCCGAAUACCAGCCAACCGACAGCAGGAGUUGCACCGCCGCCAGCAACGUCUAAUCCUACCAUGCAAGCGCCUCCUCCAGGACCUCCUCAACGUACGGGCUCUCUGUCUUCAAUACCUGGACCUAUACGUCCCGGAGGUGCGGCUGCGGAAGCAAAACGACCACGGUUAAAGGUACAGAUUCCUAGUGAGCAAUCAGAUGGAGGCAGCGCGACAGCAGAUUCAUCGCCCAAGGAUGGCAGCACGGCGACGGCCACCCCGAUUCGUGUUGGGCAAGGGGUAGUUCUUCCGCCUCCGUCACCGUCGACGAACACUGUCCUCUCUGCUGGUGCAUCUGGACCGCCUAAUCCGUUCGCACGACCAGCACCGCCCAUUAGUACAAACCCACAUGUAAAUCGCGAGCGAGAUCAUAUCGAAACACCGCUAUCUGCGUUACCUAGCCGGGUCAUGGACGGAAACCAUCUCUUGCCCAGUCCAUCAUCAUUCUGGCCUGACGCUUGGUUCGGGAGAGACAACAAUAUGAUGCCGAGUCCACUCAAUUUCCAGACACCAGUGGUGUUGAGCGGACCGGGAUUCAAGGAGGAGGACGAGAAGAAACGCAAGGCAGAGGAAGAAGCAGGAGGAGGUGGAAAGAGACCGAAAGAAUAA
Aureobasidium melanogenum CBS 110374 is the source of this 1434-nucleotide messenger RNA. RefSeq lists its product as uncharacterized. The record is from RefSeq and is a predicted model, not a curated record. NCBI's taxonomy places the organism in Eukaryota, Fungi, Ascomycota, Dothideomycetes, Dothideales, Saccotheciaceae. Gene Ontology annotation, molecular function: protein dimerization activity; RNA polymerase II cis-regulatory region sequence-specific DNA binding; DNA-binding transcription factor activity, RNA polymerase II-specific. The coding region runs from base 1 to 1434 and encodes 477 amino acids. Gene Ontology annotation, biological process: positive regulation of transcription by RNA polymerase II. The transcript has 4 exons.